GCCAAUCAUCCAUGUAAACGGAAGUAAACGACCAAGAACAAUUUUCACGUUAGCGUUUUUAUUUAGACGUUUAUUAACACCAUGGAUAUGAGAUUAUGAUUAAUUUAACUGCACAGCAUCACAAAUUUACCCCACGUAGUAUUUAAUUCGCGUUGGAUUCCAGUCUUUGUUGAUAUACGUUAUCUAGGUAAUGCUAGUUAGCUGCUAACGUUAGCUACAAUGGCCAACUCUAACUGUAUGGUUUUUCACACUCAAAUAGCCUCCAUCAUGGAGGUGCUAGCGAAUGCAGCCGUGGCAGAAAUCUGUAAACUCGUAGACGACGACUAUGCAGUGUUUGGAUUGGAAAUCACUCAAAGCCAGAAAGAAAACAGGGGAUUGCGGAGGAAACUACAACUACUGGAACUGAAGGUGGCACGGGACCGCGUCGUUGCCAGUCGUCCCAGUAGUGUCAAGAUUCUCGACCGAUACAGAGGAAUGGCAAGAGGUGAAGGACAUUUCACUGGAGGCCACAGGAGCUUUGUGAAGCCAGUGGGACACAAUACACGGGGAGAUGACCAACCAAUCACUGUUGAUGAGGGGAGUAGAACCACAACCCAACAUGUUAUCGUGAUAGAGUCUACAGAUGCAGAGGCUGCAGGUCCUGGGGUUAAGCAGGAGAGGUCUGAAGGAGAGGAUGACCUACGGCACAGCAGAGACAUCCAGGCUGGAGAGGCGGCUGUAGCCAUGGAGGACACCGCCCCAGCGCAGCCCAGGACCCGGCGCAGUAUCACGGAGGAGGGUCUAGAGGUGCUGCUGGGGAGGGAGGAGGGUCUGGUGAACCCUGAGGAGAACAUGGUCAUGGAGGACAACCAGACUAUACCUCCUGAACUCACAGAGGAACCAGCUGAGCAGCACAGGACCACACACAGUCUCACUGAGUCAGUAGACAUGGAGGAUGGGAAGCCUGAUCUGCUGCUAGUCAAAGAAGAAACAAUAGAAGAUGAACCAGAGAGCAUUGAUCUGCUGAGUGGACUAAAGGUGGGGGAACAAGGUGGUUGGCUGGAGGCUAACCAAGGAGAAUGGGUGGCCAUUUUGGAUUCCCAGACCCAGACGGGUGCUGCCAAGGGCCCAGUGAACAACAUCACCGAGCAGGCCUGGCCCAGAGGUGACAUAGUGGAGGUCAGGGGAUGGGACAGCGUCCUCAACUCUGGGCUGGGGAACAACACUGUUAACCACAACCAGAAACAGACAGUCGAACCCAAAACAACAUCUGAACAUAGUCUCCAUGACAACAGACUGGCUGAGACCAGGACGAGGCGUAGAUUUGGUCUGCGGGGACAGGAAAGGGAACGUAUGCGGCGGGAGAGUACAGACUUGGCUUACGAUGCUCCGUCCUGCUCCUAUAAUUGUGAUUCGGAGAGACUGAUCGCGCCUCAUGUUGACCCCCUAACAGGUGCUUCCUUCAGCCUGCCUUCUAUAGGAUCUAUCAACUGUAAUAUGGAUCUUGCGAUAACACAGACACUCCCUGGCCUUAAUCCUCCUCACACUCUCCUUAUGUUAAACCAGACCUCAGACAAUGACAGUGCCUCAACACUAAAUAGCUACACAAGCCCAUUGACAAAUGACAGUAGUGGAGAUAGAAUCAGUAAAGGUGGUGGCGCCAAAGAGAAGCGCUUCCCGUGUUCGUUCUGUGGGAAAGCCUUCAGUUUCCCCCAACAGGUGGAGAUACACCAGAGGAUGCACACGGGGGAGAAACAAUUCAGCUGCCACCUGUGCCAGGCUAGUUUCUCUCACUCCUUCAGCCUGAAGAGGCACCUGAGAGUCCACACAGGGGUGAAACCCUUCAGCUGUACCCAGUGUCACAUGCGCUUCGCCCAGGCUGGUCACCUGAAGAGGCACCAGAGGGUCCACACAGGGGAGAAACCCUACAGCUGUACGCAGUGUGAGAAGCGGUUCUCCCGCCAGGACCAGCUGAAGAUGCACCUGAAAAUCCACACAGGAGAACGGCCCUUCGCCAGUACUCACUGUGGGAAGAGGUUAUCAGAGAGGAGCUACCUCAGGAUGCACCAGCAGAAAAAACAUUCUACUCUAACAUAAUAGUAACCAUUCCCCUGGAUAGCUUCUGACAUUUAGAUCAAACCCAGUAUUAAAGACAAAUACACAUUUUCAUUGUUGUCAGCAGAAAGGACCCACAGAUUUCAGUGUUUAAUAUUCCUGGGUAGAAUAUUUCAUCCAGACAUUGUGUGACAUAUAUGCCUUAAGUCUAAAAAGUAUGUUACAUAUUGAGAGUUUAGGACUAUAAGGUUCUGUCUGCAAAAAGAUGAUUCUGAGAUAAUUGGCUUUAUAUUUCUGAAACCUCAUUGGUUUGAAUGGUGUCAUCUAUUUUUAUCUUGUAUUCUUUUUAACUAAACAUGAAUUGGGUUAUUAAGAGUACUAAAUAGGUAGAGAACAGAACAAGGCUAUAUCAAUAACACAAUUUGAAAAAACAUUCAGAUAGAACCAAGGCUCGUGAUUUUGUUUGUAUCCGGGGCAAAUCUGGUGCUUUUAGAUAGAAUGCAAGCUAUAUUAGAUCAAAUCCAGCCAGGAACUUUUUUAGGGCAGGUGACUCACAUUACAAGUUCGAUAAGAUUGACAGACAUAGUAAUAAAGAGGCUAGAAUGAGUCAUCGCUGCAAAUAAUUUACAGUACACCUAGAGAUUACUAUUCCCAACUAAGACUUACUUUUUUUUCUCAAAGUAAGAAAAGCUAUUCAAGAAUUGACCAUUUUUAUUCCCAAAAAUGCACGAUAUAGUGAUAUUGGAUCGUUGUCCGGUAUCAUGCCUAAUUACAUCAACAGAAAAUACACUUAGCGACAGAAUCUGUAGAAUGAACAGAGUGCAUCUUCUGGACCCGGAAUGUAUUAAAUACCUGAAACCAUUAAAAAACAUUACCAAUUUAGAAAUAGCAGACAAAGAAAAGCCGACCCCCAAUAUAAUUUGGGAUGCCUUUAAGGCGUACAUUAGGGGAAUGAUAAUCUCAUACUCGGCAAAAGUUCAAUCUGAUUUCGUGACUUAUUUUUCUUUAAUUUUAAUUUCUAUCUUAGAAAAAGCCAGUGUAAAGACUUCUAAGUUAAACAAGAAAGACAUUUCUGAACUUAAUUAGGAAUAUGAUCUUUUACUUUUGAAGAGAGCCAACAACUACAGGUUAAACUCAAAUAUAGCACACUACUUAAUGGCAAAUAAAUAUGCUACCUAUCUGGCAGCUCUCACAAAACACUACAUUUAUGUUUUAAUAGAUACAAAUGCGGUAAUUAGAAACAGUGCGAUUAAUGACAAUUUUAAAAGCUUCUAUGAAAAUGUAUAUAAAUCCGAAUUAAAAAAUAGUUGGAUGGAUUCUCCAGCCUUAGACUCAAGAACCCUGAAGCAAUUAUCAGCACUCAAAACAAUCACUAAAAACAGAUCACCCAAAAAUAAAUAUUGGAUACUAUUAAAACAUUAGCAUGGAGAAAAGCACAAUUUUAGGGCAAAGUACACCUAUUUACACAAAUGACAACACUCGUCGCUCAGUACGUCCUAGUUCCAUGUACCAAACUGUUAUUUCAGAUAUAAUAAAACCAGGAAAAUCUGGAGAGUCCCCUGCUGAUUAUAGACCCAAAAGCUUAAUAAAUUGUGACAAUACAAUAAGUGCAAAUGCUUAUAAGCAUUAGCAUGGCAAAAGUCUUACCAGACUUGAUACAUAUCAAACAGGGUUUAUUAAAAAUAGACAAACAAAUACAAGGACAUGUUUAAUGCAAUACGCAAAAAAAUAGAUAAAUAUUUAUCAAUAAUGGCUGUUGAAGCCGAAAAGGCUUUCGACCGUCUUAAAUUGCAUAUUCUAUUCAAAACUUUGGAAGCUUUCAAUUUUCCAGCUGAGAUAAUACAUUUAAAUAAAUUAUAUCAAUGUCAUGAAUCAAAAAUACAUUACCUGAUGAAAUUGCUUUAGAAAGGGGCACAAUACCCAGAUCAGACUGGCUUCAUAAUUAAUAGAUUGUCCUCCAAUAAUCUCAGAAGGUUCUUUGAUAUAAUUCACCUUGCUAACAAAAACAAAAUACCUAGUGUCGCAGUCUCCUUCGACGCUGAAAAGGCCUUUGAUUUGGUUGAAUGGCCAUACCUCUUUCGCGUCUUGGAAAAGUUUGGUUUAGGUACCGUGUUUGUAAAUUUGAUAAAAUCACUCUACAAAUCUCCUAAAGCUAGGAUUGCUACCAAUGGGAUUUACUUCCUCCUCUUUCCCUCUUUAUAGGGGGAACAGACAAGGUUGCCCAAUUAGCCCCCACCUCUUUGCCCUGGUCAUCGAACAGUUCGCUGAGGCAAUUAGAACGUGCCCUGAUAUACAUGGCUUUGAGGUGGGCCCCCAUACACAUACAUUAUCACUCUUUGCGGACAACCUUAUCUUAUUUCUAACAAACCCAGAACACUCCCUCUCUCACUUGCAGAUCCUACUACAGUGUUAUAGUUAUUUCUCUGGAUAUAAGGUCAAUUUCGAUAAAAGCAAAAUCUUACCAUUGUCUGUCUUUGACCAUCAUACAAUCAAGCAUAAGUUUCCUUUUAGAUGGUCGUCUAUGGGCUUCACAUAUUUGGGCAUAAUGGUGGAUGGUAAUCUGAACAACCUCUAUGAACUCAAUCUGGCCAGUUUGUUGCAAAAGGUGGAGGGUAACAUUUGUAAAUGGACUUACCUCUCACUACUGGGUAGAAUCAAUGUAAUUCAAAUGAAUGUCCUGCCCAAAUUUCUAUAUCUGUUUCAAUCUCUCCCUAUCUCUGUUCCCGCAGCAUUUUUUUCCUCUCUCGACAAGCUGACCAGGCGGUUUUUCUGGCUCGGCAAAACCCCUAGGGUUGGCCUGGAUAAACUGACCCUUAAUUACAGUCAAGGGGGCUUAAACCUCCCCAAUUUUAGAAUGUACUACUGGGCUGCACAGUCUAGGUUUCUGGCUCAGAGGUUUGACAAUGGGUGAACAUUGAAAAGAUUGAGGUAAAUGAUGACACUGGGGCAGAAUUGUUUUACUAAUGGGACAGAAAAUCUAUAAAAACCAUCACAGACAACCCUUUAAUCAUACAUUCUGUCCUGGCAUGGUGCAAACUGCAUGAGCUGUUCGGACGAGGGGGAUUCCUUUUCCCUAAAAACCCCUUUAUGGAACAAUAGAUUGAUUCCGAUGUUUUUCCAGAAUAGUAACUUAGACCAUGGUCUGAUAAGGGGAUCACUCUUUCUGGAACAUUGUUACGAGGAGGGAGUUCUUAUGUCUUUUGAUCAGCUGAAACAGAAAUACCACUUGCCUAACAGGGACUUCUUUAGCUACCUAGAACUACGAAACAUUAUUAGGGUGACUCAAGGGACAAUGGAACCUACCUAAGAUGUCACCUAUUGAACAACUCUGCCACGCAGACCAACCACUGUUCAAGAACAUUUCCCGUGUAUACGAUGCUCUUAUGUUAGGACUAACACUGCCUGGGCUAGAUAAACCCUGACUUAGAUGGGAAAAAGAUCUGGGUAUUGAUCUUGAUGAGGGUCUAUGGAGUGACCUAUGCAGGGAUGGUGUUACAUCCACAUUGAACUCCAGAUACAGACUGAUCCAGUUUAAUUUCCUCCAUCAGCUCUAUAUCACCCCA
This is a messenger RNA of Oncorhynchus gorbuscha (pink salmon), 5597 nucleotides long. RefSeq names its product zinc finger protein 271-like. Bases 220 to 2076 code for a protein of 618 amino acids. The transcript has 6 exons. Gene Ontology annotation, biological process: regulation of transcription by RNA polymerase II. NCBI's taxonomy places the organism in Eukaryota, Metazoa, Chordata, Actinopteri, Salmoniformes, Salmonidae. Gene Ontology annotation, molecular function: DNA-binding transcription factor activity; RNA polymerase II cis-regulatory region sequence-specific DNA binding. The record is from RefSeq and is a predicted model, not a curated record.